AUGACUGAGAAACCCGAUGUCACGGUAGCCAUUGAUCUCGGUACCACUUUCACAGGUGUUGGCUUUUUGUUAUCGAAUGGAACAAUACACACUUUCAACAGCUGGCCUGGAAACAACAACACUGGCGAGACCAAAGUUCCCAGCCGCCUUAUCUACAACCAUGACAACACUGUAUCUUCUUGGGGCUUCUUCUGUAGUGUUUAUGACGAACCUUUGCCGCCUGGCAAGAGGGAGCAUCGCCUCUUCAAGAUGUUCCUUGAUCAAGACACCUGCGAGGAGGCGAGGAAAGCAGGCUUGGCGACAGUCGCAACCACUGCAGAAGCCGUAAGGUGCGCUACAGACUACCUCCGGGAGAUUUACCGCCACACCAAGAGCACUUACGAGGAGAUGACAGGAACAAGCUGGGCCAACUCAUCUGUCACCUUUCUUUUCAGCGUCCCCACGACAUGGAGAGGCAUGGAUGUGAGCAACACGUUCAAAGCCACCAUCAGAUCCGCUGGGUUCGGCACCGAAGGACCACGCCACUUGGCGCAGAUCGACCUUACUGAGGCCGAGGCCGCCGCAGUCGACACUCUCAAGAGCGGUGUGGUCAACUUCUGCGCUGGAGACAUAUUCCUCACCAUCGAUGCUGGCGGCGGCACAACAGAUUUUUCCUUGGUUCGAGUUACCAAGGUUGACAACGGAAUCCCUCAGAUGUCGCAGAUUGCCGAAGUCAGUGGAAUCGGGAUCGGCUCGACUCUCAUAGACACCGCUUUCGGGAACCUCGUCGAUCAGCGUCUGGCUGAAAACCCUGACGUACCAUUCAAUAUCGCAGACGGCCUUGCAGAGAAAAUGAUGAGGAGCGCCAAAUUCAGAGCUGUCAAGCACCUUUUCGGCGAUCCUUCGUCCAUUGCCCAAUGUCACAAAAUCGAAAUGCCCGGGGUCUCAAGUGACUUCAGGCAUGACAGGCUCCGGGCUGAAGGAGGGUGCAUGAUUUUCGAUAACAACGAGAUACAAAGCCUUUUUGAUCCUCAUGUCGAACACAUCAUGACAAAGAUACGAGAGCAGCUGAACUGGAUGGUGCAGAAUGGGCGCAGUGAGCAAGUGUUCACUCACCCAAAUGCUCGUCAAGUCAGAGUCAUUGCCAGCAAGGACCCCCAAACUACCGUUGUGAAGGGGCUUCUCCAAGACUACAAGCAGAAGAUGGAGACUGGAAACAUGCCAGUUCUCGCCACGUACAUCGCGAGAGCGAGCUACGGUGUUGUGGUCCGAGAACCCUAUAGCCCUGAUCGUCACAUCGGCGAACAACUGGAACAGGAUCAGUUUGAUGCGAAUCAAACAUGGGCUGUCAACCAGAUAGAAUGGGUCAUCCGCAAGGGAGAUACGAUCGAUCCAACUGCUCCGCUGACGAAGCAGUUUAUAAGGCGUUUAAGCCCUGGCCAAACCGCGGCGUCAUUCAACACCCAGAUUGUCACUUCCAGAAACGAAAUCAAAUUCCUCCCUCAAAUAUCAAUAGGUGGCGUGAAAAAGCUCUGUCGUGUUGAGAGCAACCUCACUGGCCUCAAGCCGGACGAGCUUGUUCUGAUGAAGAAGCGUGGAGGCUGCUUCCGCCCAGGCUACAAGUACUACAAGUGCGUCUUCGAUGUUCGUGUCAUCGUGGCCCCGGCCGACCUGCGGUUUGAGCUGUGGUUUAACGGCGUGAAAUUCUCUCGAGGUCAUGAACCUAUCAAAGUUGAGUGGAAUUCAAGUUGA
Molecule: messenger RNA, 1731 nt
Organism: Fusarium vanettenii 77-13-4
Lineage: Eukaryota; Fungi; Ascomycota; Sordariomycetes; Hypocreales; Nectriaceae
Exons: 6
Coding region: 1-1731 (576 amino acids)
Source: RefSeq, a predicted model, not a curated record